Messenger RNA from Mytilinidion resinicola, 1457 nucleotides. RefSeq names its product RNA 3'-terminal phosphate cyclase. Lineage: Eukaryota; Fungi; Ascomycota; Dothideomycetes; Mytilinidiales; Mytilinidiaceae. Gene Ontology annotation, cellular component: nucleolus. The coding region runs from base 191 to 1402 and encodes 403 amino acids. Gene Ontology annotation, molecular function: RNA endonuclease activity. Gene Ontology annotation, biological process: ribosome biogenesis; endonucleolytic cleavage of tricistronic rRNA transcript (SSU-rRNA, 5.8S rRNA, LSU-rRNA). The transcript has a single exon. The record is from RefSeq and is a predicted model, not a curated record.
AAGCAAUCGGCUAUAAACAAGAAUUCUGGUAUAAAAGAGUACCUCAGAUCUACUCAUGAAACUUUGGAGUUAGUACGAUCAAGACUGAAGCAGUAAAUACAUGCGGAGGUCUUCCGCACCUCUUUCAACUUUUUUUUGUAGCACCUCCAACUCAAUCUCACCACCAAAGAAAUACACCUUUACCGCCACGAUGUCCACCGGACCCUCCCAACCCCCUCUUCGCUUCACAGGCUCCAAGUCCCUCAUCAAUCGCCUCGUCCUCUCCACCCUCACCGGCCGUCCUAUCCGCAUCUCUCAAGUCCGCUCAACCAGCAUAUCCUCGACCGGCUUCGCGCCGCACGAAGUCUCCUUCCUCCGCCUCCUCGACUCCAUCACCAAUGGCUCCAGCAUCGACCUCGACUACACCGGCACCACCCUCGUCUACCGCCCCGGCCUCAUAACCGGCAGCGCGCCCGGACUCGGCACCGCUGGCGGCGUGCUGCGCCAUGAGCUCGAAGCCGGCUGCACGAGGGGCGUGAGCUACUUCCUACUCCCGCUCUGCCUUCUCGCGCCAUUCUCGAAGGCACCGGUCAACGUCAUCUUCACUGGUGCGGGAUGUAUCACAUCUGCGACGCCGACGGGGGAUAUUUCUGUGGAUGCGGUGCGCACGGCUAUCCUCCCGCUUUUCGCGCAGUUUGGCGUGGAGCGGAACAUCGAGUUACGGAUACUGAAGCGCUCGUGUCCGGGUCCUGGAGGUAAAGGCGGUGCGGGUGAGGUUCAAUUGAUAUUUGGACACCAGGUGCGGUUACCGAAGACGCUGCAUCUGAUGAAUCCGGGACGGGUGAAGAAGAUAAGAGGGGUGGCUUAUGCGACUGGAGUUGCGGCGGCGAAUAAUGCGCGCAUGAUUGAGUCGGCGAGGGGUGUGUUGAACGAGCUAUGCAAAGAUACGUUCAUUGCGUCGGAUGUGUCUCCUGCUCCGCUACUACCGUCGCAAGAUAGGAGCAAUCCGGGCGCGAAGAGGAAGUUGGGAAUUGGGUUUGGGAUACUGCUGGUGGCAGAGACGUCGACGGGGUGCCUGUACUCGGCGGAUGUGGGUAGUCCACCUGAAGGAGGAGAGCCACCGGAGAGUGUGGGACGGCAGUGUGCAUUUCAAUUACUGGAAACGGUAGCAGCAGGUGGAUGUGUGAGUAAGAUUGCGGCACCGACGAUGCUGAUGCUCAUGGCUAUGGGAGACGGCGACGUUGGGAGGCUGCAGAUGGGAAGAAAUGUGGUUGGCUCUGAAGAGAUUAUUGGACUAGGCAGAGACUUGAGGGAGUUCGGAUGCAGUGCGUGGGGCUUGAGGGAUGCUGGAGGAGGAAGUGAGGACAUCGUGGUGAGUAUUGUCGGAAGGGGAGUGGGUAACGUGGGGAGGAAGAUUGCGUGAGUUGUGAGGCAAUGUUUUUAUAAUGAUAUCCCUUUUCCAACUUAAUGACUAUGCC